AGACUCCCACCUACUUCUGUUUAUCAUGAAGCAUGCGCUUUGGCCAUUGACACACAAAUGGCUCUUGCUUCCAAUGUUUUAAGACCUCAGCGAGCUUCAAGGGGGUUGGUUCGUGACUCAAUGGGCCAUUGGGUUCAAGGCUUUGCAACCCACAUAGGAACUACUUCAAGCUUUCUGGCAGAAUUGUGGACGUGUAGAGAAGGUUUAAAGCUAGCUUGCCAGCUGGGUAUUGAUCACUUAAUUUUAGAGAUGGAUUCUUUACUUGUUGUCCAGAUGAUACAGGAUAGAAAAGGGGUGGAAGGUCCUGCUACAGUUUUGUUUGCUGAUAUAUUUGGCCUAUUGAGUUCCUUUAGCGUCUACUUUGUUAAUCACACACUUAGGGAAGGCAAUUUUACUACUGAUUUUAUGGCUUCUUUGGGGCAUGGAUUACCGGUGGGCGCAACUUACUUGGUGGACCCUCCAGCUGGUCUCAAUCAAAUUCUUCAAGGAGACACAAUGGGGACGAUGUUCCUUAAAGUUUAGCUGAUCUCUUUCCUGAUAUAGCUUCCAACGUACGAAAAUAAAUAAAAGCAAGUUAAAAUAACACAUAUUCGGAGACCCUUCAUCAGGACUAGAGAAUCCCAGCUCAUAUGUUUUUCCCCGAGAAACAAGUGUUACCUCGUCAGUGAUUUUCUGGUUUGGAUCAAUUGUGUCUAUUGCAGCCCUGAAAGGGUAUUCCUUCUCAUCUAUAUUAUAAAUUUAAUUUAACUAU
This is a messenger RNA of Rubroshorea leprosula, 751 nucleotides long. Lineage: Eukaryota; Viridiplantae; Streptophyta; Magnoliopsida; Malvales; Dipterocarpaceae. The record is from the annotation of a GenBank genome assembly.